AUGGUCAUAAGUGUGGACAUCCUUAAUUGCACUGUCCGGAAAACACUAAUUGAUCAAGGGAGCUUGGCUGACAUCCUGUACUGGAAUACGUUCAAGCAGCUGGGCAUACCAGAAGAAGAACUCAGAGAAUAUCAAGAACUCCUGGUCGGUUUCUCCGGGGAACAAGUAGAGACCCGGGGAUGUAUCAACCUUUACACCUCAUUUGGGUCAGACAUGAGAGAAAGCGUAUCAAGACCAUCCCUUAACAAGUUGAAGGCCAUUGUGUCUACUCCUCAAUUCGCUAUGAAAUUUUCGUCAGAAAGGGGCCGAAUUGUUACAAUCCAUACUGACCAAAAGACAGCGAGGGAAUGCUAUUUUGCAAGCCUAUGCCUCAAACCAAUUCAAGACUGUAGACGAGAUGUCAAUAUUGUAUCCCCUCGGUUUGGGAAGGCCUUGGAGAUUGAGCUAGAUCCUAGGGUUGAUGAGGGGUGUCGAGUUGAACCCAACGAAAAUAAGCAACCUUUCCAGCUUAGACCUAAGCCUGAACAGAAGGGGGCCAAACCAAUAGCACAAAAGAAGAGGAAGAUCGAUGGCGACAGAGCGAAGGCAGUGAAGGAGGAAACUGGUAAGUUGCUGCAGGCCGGCUUUAUCCGAGAGGUCAGAUAUUCCACUUGGCUGGCCAAUGUGGUCAUGGUUAAAAAAGCAAAUGGUAAAUGGCGAAUGUGCACAUACUUCACGGACCUCAACAAGGCAUGCCCAAAGGACGCAUAUCCUCUACCAAAUAUUGAUACCCUGGUGGACGGUGCAGCCAGUCACAGGAUACUCAGUUUUUUGGAUGCUUACUUUGGGUACAAUCAGAUCUGA
This is a messenger RNA of Abrus precatorius (Indian licorice), 843 nucleotides long. RefSeq lists its product as uncharacterized. NCBI's taxonomy places the organism in Eukaryota, Viridiplantae, Streptophyta, Magnoliopsida, Fabales, Fabaceae. Bases 1 to 843 code for a protein of 280 amino acids. The transcript is spliced from 3 exons. The record is from RefSeq and is a predicted model, not a curated record.